Molecule: messenger RNA, 1981 nt
Organism: Amoebophrya sp. A25
Lineage: Eukaryota; Dinophyceae; Syndiniales; Amoebophryaceae
Source: the annotation of a GenBank genome assembly
UGAAGAUACGAGAUCAUGCAGUGCUCUUCGUUAUAAUUGGUUGUUCCACACUCGUGGCAUUGUUGACUCGUCAAACUGGAUCUUUUAACUAAAUCCUUACAACUUUGUUUCCCUUGUUCUACUUUUCCACCUUCUGUAUCAAGAUCAACAACUAGUAGGGGAAGAAAAUGAAGAAGCAAUCGAAAGUCGGUCUCUCUUUCCCUCGGAAAGAGGUCGAGAAGGCUUCGGCAGACGGGACGAAGGAGCAUGGCAAGCCAAAACAGGCAGAAGGCGUCAGGAAGCCGAUAAAGGGAAAAGGCAAAGGAAAAAAAGGGGGAAAGAGAUCACAGCCACAGGUGGCGAACAAGAAUAAGAAGGACGUCGUGGGCGUAGUGCAGGCGAUGAAAACUGCUCCUGCCGCGACAGAGACAAACAAAAACACAACAACGCCGGCUCCUCAAGUUACGUUGUCUGUGAAGAAGGAGCAGAGGUCGGCAUCAAGAACUGGUGGGUCCAUUGCAGAAAACAAAACCCCGACCACCAUCACCGAAGGUGAGAAGAGUAAAACGGCAUGGUCGAACUUGCGACGCAAGAACCGGAUAAAAGCGGAGAAAAGAGCACGAAAAGAACGAGCUGGACAAGUACAAAAAUCAAAUGAUAAAGAGGUGGCGGUUCUUGGUCAUGCGGGGGACAAGGAUGCAGAGAAGACGAACAAGAAGAAGAAGAUGAAGAAGGCUGCGCCUGAAUCUGGUGCAAGCGAAGCACAGGCUGCAGCUGCUGGGCAGAAGAAUCCCCCAAUCGUUGACGCUUUUCAACUAGGUAGCAAUUUUCAGAACCUUCUCAGGAACAAUCCUCAAACAGCUCAGAAGCAAAAUAGAAGUACCAAGAAGAGCUUUAAGAACCCAUCAAGUAACACAUCAAGCAACACAUCAUCAAGACCCACCUCUACUUCAAAGCCCGCCUCUUCAAGUACAACAACUCAAUUUCUUGCCUUAGACUGCGAGAUGGUAGGUGACCAUGACGGCAAUAGCAUCCUUGCGCGCAUCAGUCUCGUUGAUCAGGAUUUGAACUGUCUUUAAGGGUCGUAGGUUAAAGGUGCUUUUCUUACCGCUUUUUAUGCCUCUCUCCGCCCUUAGGUAAGGGAGAAAGGCAUAACAAGCGGGAGAACCCGCGAGCACCAAAAACCUACCUCUAAUGUCUCCUCGAUUGCUUAGUUCGGCCCCUCAGCAACGAUUUGAGCGACGUCAAGGAUUUCCGAACGCACGUAACCGGACUAACGCGCGCUUCAUUCGACAGAAAGAAGAGCUGCUCUUUUAAAGCGGCACAAAUGAGACUGUUGGAGGAGAUUCAGAAAAGGACAACUAGAUCUACAGGGAGUAAAGGUCAAGGUCAACAUGCAUCCGCUGGUAGUUAUUCUGGUACUACUAGUGGUGCUGUGAUGCUCAUAGGGCAUGCAAUUACGAACGAUUUGCAUGUACUAGGCCUGCCUUUUACAAUGUCUCCCACAGGCGCAACCGAAGCCAAAAAUAGUAGCACCUCAAGUGGUCCUCAUCUUCAGCGACGUCUGGAAAAGCAUCCACAUUAUGUUGUUGGACCAAUCGACCAGAAAAACAUGAACAAGUUGAGGAAUCUUCAAGCCAGCGGCACUACUAGUACGACUUUUCCAGUCAUAGACACUCAAAUUCUCUAUCCAGGAAGAGCUCGGCUGCAGGAUCUAGCUUUAGAGCACUUGGCUGAGAAGAUUCAGGAAGGAGCUCACGACUCAGUCGUCGAUGCAAGAACGACUAUGCGACUAUUCAAGAGGUUGGUUGCGUGAUGAUAUUCGCCAUGAGAAGUGAUCAGAUGAGAUCAUGAAAGGAUGCAAAUGCAUUAAUAUUUAGAGAUGUAGAUUUACUCCUGCAACGACUGCGACGUAAAUAAAAUAGCAAGCGUGCCAAUGAAGAUAAGUGCCUUGGUAUUUACCUCGAAACUUACGACCAUGACCUAGCUCUACUUGUAGCCC